Messenger RNA from Hemiscyllium ocellatum (epaulette shark), 1358 nucleotides. RefSeq names its product HEN methyltransferase 1 (gene henmt1). Bases 43 to 1233 code for a protein of 396 amino acids. Gene Ontology annotation, molecular function: RNA methyltransferase activity; O-methyltransferase activity. Lineage: Eukaryota; Metazoa; Chordata; Chondrichthyes; Orectolobiformes; Hemiscylliidae. The record is from RefSeq and is a predicted model, not a curated record. The transcript is spliced from 8 exons. Gene Ontology annotation, biological process: piRNA processing; siRNA processing; RNA methylation. Gene Ontology annotation, cellular component: cytoplasm; nucleus.
GAUCAGCAGCACCACCACAGACCGACAAUAUACGUGAAAACAAUGGAGCUUUUCAACUUCUGUUUCCCCUUCAAGGGUUUCCAUUUUACCUGUGGUUUUUCAACAAACUCUGAUAGAAGCAGAAGGAUGGAGACUAUAACCUUCAACCCACCUUUGUACAAGCAGAGACAUCAGCUGGUCUUUGAACUUGUAGAGAAAUAUAAGGCAAGGAAAGUUGCAGAUUUGGGAUGUGCUGAAUGUACGCUGCUGUCACGUUUAAAAUUCUGCAACUGCAUUGAAGUUCUUGUUGGAGUCGAUACUGACUUAGAACUGCUGAAGGAAAAGAUGUAUCGCGUCUCUCCCCUUCCAUGCGACUAUCUACAGCCCCGGGCAUCCAUGUUAACAGUGAGUUUGUAUCAUGGAUCAGCAACUGUAAAAGACUCUCGCAUGUUGGACUGUGACUUUGUGUCAUGCAUUGAAUUAGUAGAACACCUAAAUAUCUCAGAGGUUGAGAGAUUUUCAGAGGUGGUGUUUGGAUACAUGAAUCCAGCAGUAGUUGUAAUUACAACUCCAAAUGCAGAUUUCAACCCCUUACUUCCAGGAAUAAUGCGAUUCAGGCACUGGGACCAUAAAUUUGAGUGGAGCAGGGCAGAAUUCCAAGCUUGGUCUUUGAACAUUGGAAAUAAAUUUGGUUAUAAAGUGGAAUUCACUGGUGUAGGAAAAGGACCUCUUGGGACAGAGCAGUUGGGAUUCUGCACUCAAGUAUCUAUAUUUCUGAGACAGUUAUCAAAAGCACCUCAAAUAGAGACGAAACAUUCCAAAAAGCUAUAUAAACUGGUAUAUGAAGUUGUUUACCCAAGUUUGAAAGAUAAGAAAAUCCAGCAGGAUAUUGUCCUUAAUGAAGUUAUCUACGCAGCAGAAUGUGUGAGAAGACAGAUCAUUAACACUUGUUAUGACGAUGAGGGGCAAGGGGCUGAGAAUUGGAACCAGAAUGAAAGGGGAUCUGCACAAACUGAUGACAGUAAACGAGAUAAAACUUAUAAACCGAAAGAUAGUAAAAGGCUGGAAGUGUGUAAGAUUGAUGGUAAACUUCACAUACCCUUAAUUAAUUUAUUCUCCAUGCCUAAAGUGCAACAGCUCAGUGGCUCUUUCCAGCGUCUGGAAGAGAUCCUACAGGUGACUGAUCGAGUAGCGCUGAGUCGAUGUGGGGCCUUUCUCCUAUAUCCUGCUGAUGAUGACAGAAAUGAGGACUAAUUGAUGGAUUUUCACAAUCAGUUGAUACCAACUAUAGACUGUACUAAAAAAGGGAAACAUUCAAAUCAAAAUACAAAGUGUGUGCAAAUAUAGGAACAUGCUUAGUUACAGUUUCUGAUGAAGGA